AUGAACCCGCAAAUAGACUUGACAGAUCGUAACGGCCUGCAGGGCGACAAAUGGGUGGGUCCAAAGCCCGAAAUUAAGAUUCAAGAUCUAACCGAGGAGAAUAUUCGAUUCACGCUUUCUAAUACGGAUCUAAGUAUGGCAAAUGCGUUACGACGCAUAAUGAUCUCGGAGGUUCCUACAAUAGCCAUCGACAUGGUCGAAAUCGAACUCAACACAUCAGUGCUGGCGGAUGAAUUUAUCGCACACCGACUCGGACUCAUACCUCUUGACAGCACAGAAGCGGAAAAGAUCAAAUACACGAGAGAUUGCAGUUGCUCUCAGUAUUGUCCGAUAUGUUCUGUCGAGAUGACGCUGAACGUCAAAUGCACUCAGGAAAAUGUAACAAAAGACGUAACUAGUAAAGACCUCAUUAGCAGUGACCCUCGUGUUGUCCCUAUUUACUCAGGAAAAAAUGCUCCGGGUGUCCUUAUUGCGAAAUUAAGAAAAGGUCAAGAACUUAAAAUAAAGUGUAUAGCCAAGAAGGGAGUUGCUAAAGAACACGCCAAGUGGAGUCCAUGUGCAGCCAUUGCGUUUGAAUAUGAUCCACAUAAUAGGUUAAGACACACAGAAUACUGGAUUGAAGAAGAUGAGAAAAAAGAAUGGCCAAAGUCAAAAGUUGCUGCAGAAGAGCCCGAACCAUCGGAAGGAGAGCCCUUUGAUUAUAACCUCAAGCCUAGUAAAUUCUACUUUAAUGUCGAGUGA
Molecule: messenger RNA, 741 nt
Organism: Paraglomus occultum
Lineage: Eukaryota; Fungi; Glomeromycota; Glomeromycetes; Paraglomerales; Paraglomeraceae
Source: the annotation of a GenBank genome assembly